This is a messenger RNA of Plasmodium cynomolgi strain B, 771 nucleotides long. RefSeq lists its product as hypothetical. The coding region runs from base 1 to 771 and encodes 256 amino acids. NCBI's taxonomy places the organism in Eukaryota, Apicomplexa, Aconoidasida, Haemosporida, Plasmodiidae. The record is from RefSeq and is a predicted model, not a curated record. The transcript is spliced from 2 exons.
AUGAGCGAAGCCAAAAGGACAGUACUCCUGGCGGAGAAAAAACACGACGAAGGAGUGACCGCCGUCACGAACAAAAACAUCCUUUUCAAGGAGUGCAAAUACGCAAACGAAUUCAGGGAGACAUUUAUCAAUAUCGAAACGGACUACAGCUUGGAGAGUGAAAAAGAAAAAAACAACAUCCCCCUGCUGAAGGUGUUUAAAAAAAAGUUAAAAGAAGAAAAGGCAUGCAGUAGAGUGUUGAUCCUGUUCCAAACAUCGAAGGAAGGAAGUAGUAGGAGUUGUUUGAAGGAGCAUCUGCUGAAGGUGCUCGAGCAAGACUACAACCAAGCCAUCACAGGUGUGUGUGUCUUUGUGCACGUGCAUUCCAUCAUGCUGCUAGAAUCCUUGGCAACGAAAAUUUUGUUUUCCUUUAUCAAACAGCUAAAAGGGAUGAAGAAUGUGAACGGGGUCCAGGUUUUGUAUUUCAGCGAGCUCAACAAGAAGAGCGUGACUGACCACUUCGCCUUCUUUGAGUACACUAAGGAACAGCCCAAGGGCGCGCCCCUCUCCGCCGAGCGCAACUUCGUGGAAGAGGUCUGGGAGCUGUACAUAAGCACCCUGCAGUUCUGCUGCCUCGUGAAAAACAGCGCAGAGCACCAGGGCAUCUUCGACAAAAACGAAAACGUUAAAAAGAACUUCGCCCUGCUGCCACACUUGUAUAGCGAUGCCGCGAAGCAGUACGUGUGGACCGCCGACGGUAAUGAGAUCAGCGUGGGGACGGGGCCCAAGUGA